AUAGUAUACUAUUGAAUCAAAAUAUUAAUUUUACUUAUAAUCCGCUUUCUGAUCAAGAUACAAACCUUUCUAUUAAUAUGCGAGAUACUAAUAAUCUGCUGUCUGAUCAAGAUAUAAAUCUUCCCGAUAACUUACUACCGGAUCAAGAUACAAACUUUUCAGAAAAUCUACUGUUAAAUCAAGAAACUGACCUUCCUGAUAAUAUAUCUAAUCAGGAGAAUGAAUGUGAAGAAUUACCAGAAAAUGAAGAUAUACAAGAAUUGGUAAUUUAUGUUGGAUUGUUAUUUGAAAAUUGGGGACAU
Molecule: messenger RNA, 302 nt
Organism: Racocetra persica
Lineage: Eukaryota; Fungi; Glomeromycota; Glomeromycetes; Diversisporales; Gigasporaceae
Source: the annotation of a GenBank genome assembly